CUCUUUACUUCUCCUAGACCUGAGCCUCUGAGUCAAAUUUUCCCCAAAUCUCUCUCACUUGUAAUUUUCUCUCUCUAAGAUUGACCCACCAACAACACAAAUUCUACCCCUUUCUCUCUCUACUCCACCUUCCAUUCUGUCUGCACCAGUCUUCCUAGGGGUUAAUGUUGAGUGAGAUUGAGAUAGUCAUAAUUGACGAUUGUUCAGAUGGAAAAGACACCUAAUUCAGCAUCAAAGGCUCAACAGUUGUAUAACAAGAAUGCUGAGUUGGAUAAGAAGCGGCAGAAGUCACUCCAGGCAAAGAUUCCAUCUGAUCCCAAUGCUUGGUAUCAGAUGCGGGAAAAUUACGAGGCAAUAAUACUUGAAGAUAAUGCUUUUUCUGAAAAACAUAAUGUUGAAUUUUCCCUAUGGCAACUUCAUUACAAGAGAAUUGAGGAAUUUAGAGCACACUUCAGUGCUGCUCAACGAUCAUCUGCUGCAACUACUAAUGGUGGGAGAGCUUCUCAACAAGAAAGAAUAACGAAAAUACGUGUCCAAUUUAAGGCCUUUCUAUCUGAAGCUACUGGUUUCUAUCAUGACCUGAUUCUUAAAAUUAGAGCAAAGUGUGGUCUCCCUUUAGGGCAUUUUACCGAAGAUUCAGACAGUGAAGCUGUUAUGGGAACUGACACUGCAAAAUCAUCUGAUGUAAAAAAAGCAUUGGUAUCGUGUCAUCGUUCUCUCAUCUAUCUAGGUGAUCUUGCACGUUACAAAGGCGUAUAUGGGGAGGGCGAAUCUAGAGCUCGUGAGUUUUCUGCAGCUUCAAGUUACUAUUUGCAAGCUGCAUCUCUUUGGCCAUCCAAUGGGAAUCCACAUCAUCAGCUUGCAAUAUUGUCUACUUACUCAAGUGAUGAACUGGUGGCUGUGUAUCGGUACUUUAGAAGUUUGGCUGCUGAGAUUCCUUUUCCAACUGCAAAAGAUAACUUGGUUAUCGCAUUUGAAAAGAAUCGUCAAAGCUAUACUCAGCUGAUUGAGACAACAAAGACCAAUGGUGACAAAGAAGUUAGUAUCAAGGAAAAAUAUAAGGAAUUCUGUACUCAGUUUGUUCGGCUACAUGGCAUUUUAUUCACUCGGACUAGCCUGGAGACAUUUGCUGCUGUUCUUUCUUCAGUAAGAGGGGCUUUUCACGAGCUUCUUUCUUCUGGAGCAGAGGAAGAGUUGAAUUUCGGCAGAGAUAGUAAUGAGAACGGACUUGCCAUUUUGAGACUCGUGGCUAUCCUUGUAUACACAUUUUUCAACGUGAGUAAGAAAAACGAAGGUCAAUCUUAUGCUGAAAUCUUACAACACAAUCUUCUAUGUGAGAGCGCCCGUUCUGUUACUUUUGAGCUUAUGAGUCUUAUUGUCGAAAGAUCAGUACAACUUCAUGAUCCUUCAUCUAGUUUCCUUUUACCUGGAAUUCUGGUAUUUCUCGAGUGGUUAGCGUGUUGUCCAGAUUUCGCAGCUUGCACCAAUGAUGAUAAAAAACCAAUUGCUGCAAAAUCAUCAUUCUGGAAGAAUUCCAUAGCUUUGCUUAAUAAGCUUCUUGCUAGUCGUCUGGUUACAGUUGAUGACGAUGGGGAUGAAACUUGUUUUACUAACAUGGCUAGGUAUGAUGAAGGGGAAACUGAAAGCCGACUUGCUUUGUCAGAGGAUUUUGAGUUGAGGGGGUUUUCGCCCAUUCUUCCUGCACAGAAUAUUCUAGAUUUUUCUAGAAAGCAGUCAACCGGUGUUGGUGGCAGCACCAAAGAAAAGAGAACUCGGGUCAAAAGAGUCAUUUCUGCAGGUAGAGCUUUGGCUAGUGUAGCAAUGGUUGAUCGAAAAUCCGUGUCCUUCGAUUCAAAGGCGAAACGGUUUGUUAUUGGAGUUCAACCACAAGUUUCUGACAAUAACAAGCCAAACUCCUAUAUGGGGAUAGCCAAAUCACCUUCAACUGAGCAAGUUGUUACAGUGUCAUCUGUUAAUUCUAUGAUAACGAGGGAAAAUGUUCAACAACUAUGUGAAGGAGAUGAUGAUGAUGAAGAGAUUGUUUUCAAACCAGCACUUGUUGAGAAGAAGAAGAUUGAUGCUGCCAUUGAAUCAACAUGGAACUUUCCGGAAGAUUCUAAGCAGGAAAGAAGUACCCCACCUGUAUCAUCCAGUGUGCACUACCCACAGGUUACAACAUCAGAACGUAUCCCGACAUUUGGCAAUGUGGCCCCACAGCAUUUUCCAGUGAGGGAUUUGCCUAAUUCUUCAUCAUGGCUUGUUGAACAACAACAACAAGCUUCUCUUUUAGAUGGGAUGAACAGAUUAAGGUUUACGGAAAACGGCCAUGAAAUGAAUUCCGAAAUGAAAGGAAGCAUGCGUUUUCCGGUAACUGGUUCACGGAUGCCUCCUCAACCACCUGCGAGUUUCAUGGAUCCUGCUUUAGUAUACUCAGACUACAGAAGAGGUCCAGAAGUUAUGAUCUCAUCCAAGAUGGAUUAUGCUGCAUUUCCCGAAAACCCGCCUGAUAAUAUGGGUGUAAAGCAACCGUCGUUUUCUUCAACGGCUUUUAAGAGUCAAGCGGGCCGGCCCGUUAGGCAUCUUGGGCCUCCACCCGGGUUUAGCCAUGUUCCUCCGAAACAUGUUAGCAUGCCGAUGUCUAGUAACGGGUCUUUAGCAGUUGAUGACUAUAGCUGGUUAGAUGGGUAUCACAUGCCACCCUCAGCAAACAGUAUGGGACCGAAUCCUGGUAGUAAUAACAAUGUAUUAAGUCAUAUGAAUAGCUCAAAUGGGAAUAUUGGAAUGCCGUUUCCGGGAAUGCAGGGUUCUGCCGUUCAAUUUCAAGGUGGGAACUUGAAAAGCUAUUCAGAUUACCAGCCUUUUCAAAAUCUGAACCAUAAUAACAUUGGACACAACAAGUUGCUUGAGCAACAGCAUGCUAUGACUGGAAAUCUUCAUCAGUUCACUCCUCAGCCGGAGCAGUACCAAGGACAAUCCCCCUGGACUGGCCAAUAUCGUGUGUGAGAAUUCUUUGACGGUGUUUUGAUGACGUGGAUGGUGAGUGCCGUUCUCUUGUAGUGCCAUCUUAGGGCCCGGAGAUUGAUUUUGGUGAACAUCCUGUCCUGCAUUAUUUUGCCAAGUGCACACCCCAGCUUUUGUACUGCUCUCAAUGUCUUUUCCGUGUACGAGGUGAUGGGUGGUGUUAGGUGUCCAGCAAGGACUAACUGCCAAACUUAUUCUGCAGAUUCCUCUGGUGAGGAACGAUUAAAAAUGGCUACUUUUCCACAAGGUUAAUGAUUUUCUGUCGCCAUCUUUCUCCUUUUUGACCACGAUAUCCCAGGUAGAUUUGGUCACUCACUCACUCAGAUGGAUGACAAGUUACAUACAUAGAAAACUGCUGUUAAUGGAGUCUCAAAGUGGUCAGUGUGUUUGUCCAGUGGUGUGAUGCUCGUCGUAGUUUUCUCGUCAGUUGGAUUGGCUGCUGUUCUCUUUCCCGGAAUGAAAAUGAACGGAAUUUGGAAUUAGCGUUUUCUUUCCCGGAGUUUCUAGGAUACUACUGGCGGUUGUGUUCUGGAGUCGAAAUGCAUUGGAGAGUAUAUACAUGAAGAAAUUAAGCAUAAUGCCCUCUGUUCUCUUAGGGCUUGUUUCUUAAUAGUCAUCAGGGUAAAAACUGAUGACCGUUUCCUUUUAUCGUGUGUUUUUUUUAUGUCGUUUGAACGUAAAUGUUAUUACGUUGUUUGAACCGAAAACGUGUUGUUACGUUGUUUGAACCGAAAACGUGUUGUUACGUUGUUUGAACCGAAAACUAUGUACUUUGUAUUUUAUUUUCUGAAACCUUCUGUUUGUCAAGUUGUUAUCUUAAACUUUCUACCAGAUAUGCAAUAUAACAUUACAGUACA
Spinacia oleracea (spinach) is the source of this 3878-nucleotide messenger RNA. RefSeq names its product nonsense-mediated mRNA decay factor SMG7. Gene Ontology annotation, molecular function: protein binding; telomerase RNA binding; telomeric repeat DNA binding. The transcript is spliced from 8 exons. Gene Ontology annotation, biological process: nuclear-transcribed mRNA catabolic process, nonsense-mediated decay. Lineage: Eukaryota; Viridiplantae; Streptophyta; Magnoliopsida; Caryophyllales; Amaranthaceae. Gene Ontology annotation, cellular component: telomerase holoenzyme complex. Bases 208 to 3003 code for a protein of 931 amino acids. The record is from RefSeq and is a predicted model, not a curated record.